GUCUCUGGUGAAAGCCAAUUUUGUAGCGGAGCCAUCGUUUUGCAUCCAGCUCUUCCUUCUGGAACUACAGCACAGGUUUACAGCUUAUUAUAGGGACUGCUUCCGAAUGAUCGAUCCGAUGAUGAGCGGCUCCAAUGUCAAAAUUAGGAAAUAUCCCCCUCAGCUCAGGUUUCUUCUAGUCGCCCAUAUGCUCUGUAAGUCAGCCCUUCGCCAACAACUCGAAUGUGGAUACUGGGAUGGAUUUCACCACCCACGACCUUCGUAUUCGGACCUUGACCACAUUCCUACAUCGUCUGAACUUUUCUGCGGCUCCUCGCUAUGCGUUCCCGGGAUUUACUAGCAACGACAGGGUCACUCGGAAGAUGUUUGACCGCAUCGCCACUUUACUAAGGUUCAGCACAAAAUACGAGACAAUCGCUGUUACUGGAGGUAUCACUCCGAGCGGGCUUCACAUAGUCGUUGUUACUGAGAGUUCAGGACCAACGUUGAAGGUUGAGAAAGUAGAGCGAAGAGAGACAAGAGGCCCUAGUCUCGCUGAGCUGGCAAGCACACCCUUCAAUCCACAUAAAGACUCUACAAGCCUUUCAGAUCAUGCCUCCUAUGUGCUGGCCGCCUUGGCUGCCUAUGACCAGUCCCCCGAAAGGGACUGGGAAUUACUCAAAUUCAUCGUGAGGCGUUGCAGCCUGAAACUUCAUCAGCGUUUGCACACUGACACGAAGGUAUGGACCCAAUCAGUAGCCGAUACCUUGGUGAAUUGGAGUCCGAAUGCUCGAGAGUCAGUCAAGUCAACAUGGAUUUCAGUGGGUGACAUGUAUUGGGUCAUCGAUCGCGAACCAUCUAUACCACGGAGAACUGGCAUUGACGGACAGGUGGAAGCGCAGUUCAGUGACGAAUCUUUGAAGGGUUGGGCGUGUGUCCUGGCCAAUAUUUUGGCUUCGCUCAAACAGCACCUUUGCAAUGCACUUGAACUCGCCAAAGUUGGACCGAGUACGGGGGAGUGUGUGACGGCGUUCAACCGAGCUGCUGCGUACUAUGUCAUAUUACGUGGGCUUUUAAACAAGGACGUACUCGUUAAGACCUUGUUGACAAAGACCUCUCUUCGCACCAAGUUUAAUCGCAGAGCUAGAGAAGGGAGGAUAGACGAUGACGGACUUGACGAAGAUGAGCUUGAGUUAACUCCUGCGAGCGGAGAAACUAGUGAGGGCCAUGUAGUGUACCGUCACAUUGAAGCGGUCGCUGCGUGGGCAGAAGCUGGUGUUCUUUUGGGGAGAUCGAACAUACUGUCGAACAUGGCCGCCGUGGAAGUUUUGAUCAUUCACAUUCCGCGGCCUAACAAAAGACUACUUCACCCAGAUGAAUUUAUCGCCUAUCUAAGAAAAUCAUCGUGGUUAGCACCUUACGAAGACGUAUUGAAGGGAGUGGUCAACAACCACUUCCCGCCAGACAAACGUGCUUUUGAGGGUGCUAUCCAUGCUGAGGCUAUCUUGAUGGGUGUUCUAUCUGAAUAUGCCUCGGAUCCGUCUAGUAAUGAAGAUCAACGGGUGGACGUUCAAGUGAAGUUUCUCCAGGAGAACAUAACCCUACUCUCCACCAGAACCAUCGGCAUUGGGAGGAAAUGCUGUUGGUGUUGUAACUGGUUAGGUCAACAUCUGGAUGCAGCUAAUCCCUUUGAUAUCCAAGGGACGCAUGGCAAAGUUCUCGAAUGGAGCCCGCCAAGGCUUGGUAUCCCGAUUGAGAAACUGAUCGAGCUCGAGAAUGCUCUGGUUCGGGAAGUCCGCAAAUCACUCGAUGGUUUGGGCUUGAAUCCCUACCUACGCCAGUCAUGCGCCAGGGGAGUCUUGAAUGAGAAGGGGACAUCAAGUAUCCACGAAGUUUAUAUACCGCGUGCGCGAUUACACUCUCACUAAUAUUAAUUGUAAUGCGGGAUAAUUAUCGAUCCGUAGAUGCUUUGACUGCAUGGCGUAACUUAUCGAUAUUUUGUUACAGCCGAUUCUAGGAUAUAUACCAAUUUUUCUAUGGUACAUGAUGCAUGGAGGAAGUGUCCAUUGAGUCGGAACCAAACAAUACCUUAACGAUUUAACUUUCAGCU
Messenger RNA from Somion occarium, 2089 nucleotides. The record is from the annotation of a GenBank genome assembly. Lineage: Eukaryota; Fungi; Basidiomycota; Agaricomycetes; Polyporales; Cerrenaceae.